AUGGAGGAUUUCUAUAGCAUUGUAUCUAUUCUCUUAGGUUAUACUGCUCCUAAACAGGAUGAGCUUGUGGAGAGAUAUCCCGGGGUUGCUAGGGUUGUUCACCGCCCUCAACCUACUCAUGAUGUUGCCUCUGAAAGGGAAGACAUUGAUGAUCUUCUCAAAUUUCCCCAUCCUCUUUGUGGGCGUUUUCUUAAGAAUGCAAUUGAUGCAACCCUUAUGAAGGGGAAAGAUUCUCACCACAGUUCAUAUUCAAAUUACAGAGCUUCAGCAGUAGGACCUUUCUACAAGGAGAUCCGUUUCUUGGAAUUUUCAGGACUCUUGAUCUUUUAUUCCUCUGUUGGUUACGUUGAUGGUUCAUUUUCUCUAUGCAAAGGAGAAUUUGCAAGGCAUACAAAAACACCACAGCACAAUGAUGUGCCAUGCUCAGUCAAAGCCAAAAAGGUGGCAGGCCUCUCAUCUCUCUUUUACAUUUGUGAUGUCGCAACUACUGGACCUAAGGGAAAACCUCCUAGAGAUAGUGCUCUUUUUGAGCAUUUGCAAUGCAAGGCAAAGGGCGGUGACUACAUCACCAAGAGUACUUCUACUUCCAAAGCAAGAAGCAGCUCAAGAUCAACCACAACCAGAACGCACGGCUAUACUAUUUUCUAA
Molecule: messenger RNA, 648 nt
Organism: Prunus armeniaca (apricot)
Lineage: Eukaryota; Viridiplantae; Streptophyta; Magnoliopsida; Rosales; Rosaceae
Source: the annotation of a GenBank genome assembly